Molecule: messenger RNA, 904 nt
Organism: Ilex paraguariensis (yerba mate)
Lineage: Eukaryota; Viridiplantae; Streptophyta; Magnoliopsida; Aquifoliales; Aquifoliaceae
Source: the annotation of a GenBank genome assembly
AGACAACAUGUGAACCGGAGCUUCCCCAUUCAAUGAGGAACGAAAAAAAAGUCAACUUUACUACGCGUACCACCCUCUUCAAAUAGCUCCGUAGUAGUUUCCAAAUUGAAGCAGCGUCUUUGUGAUCACCACCUUUGUGUUGUUUUCAAUCAGUCUGAUCAAAUCCUCUCUAAGGAAAAAAAAAAAAAUGGGUUUUUUUGCAAAGAAAGGUCCAUCUGGGUUCUCGUCUUGCUCUACAGCUGAGGAAGUUACCCAAGGAAUUGAUGGAACUGGCCUCACAGCCAUUGUUACAGGAGCGUCAAGUGGUAUUGGCGUAGAGACCGCACGUGUCCUUGCCUUGCGUGGUGUACAUGUGGUUAUGGCUGUACGAAAUGUGGAUGCUGGAACAAAGAUUAAAGAAGCAAUACUUCAGAAAAACCCCACUUCUAAACUUGAGGUUAUGGAGUUAGAUCUGAGUUCAAUGGAAUCUGUCAGAAAAUUUGCAACCGAGUAUAACUCCUCGCGUCUUCCCCUGAAUAUCCUCGUUUACAAGGAUUUUCCUGCUUAUGGACAAUCAAAGCUUGCUAACAUAUUGCAUGCCAAUGAGCUAGCAAGGUGCUUCAAGGAAGAAGGGGUGGAUAUUACUGCUAAUUCACUUCAUCCUGGAGCUAUUUCCACUAAUAUUAUGCGUCACCACAGCAUUAUGCAUGGCUUGUCUAAUUUGAUUGGUAAAUUUGUGCUAAAAAGUAUUGCACAGGGAGCGGCAACUACAUGCUAUGUGGCACUGCAUCCACAAGUUAAGGGUAUAAGUGGUGAGUAUUUUUCAGACAGUAAUGUAGCUAAAACGGUCACCUCUCAUGCUAAAGAUGCAGAAUUGGCAAAGAAACUAUGGGAUUUCAGCGCGAGCUUGACACAGCCCAAGUAG